AUGAUCGCUCAGCAGCGACCCACGCCGGCCAUGUCAGGAUCUUCGUUCUUUUCGCAGAUCUCCUCCUUCUUUGGAGGAAACGCAGACCAACCCUCUCGAUCCAGCUCCACCCGUCGCACCACCGCCUUUGGCUCCGGCUUCAGCUCCUCGCCUCGUCGCGGUCCUCCCCAGGCUCUCGACCCCAACGCGUGGUCCCUCCCUUACAGCAACAGCAAUACCAUCCCUGCCUCGCCCGCCUACACCACCGAUGGCGUCGCUUCACCCAGAGACGGCGCAUACCCUCCGGCCUCAGGCAUCGCUCGCGCUUCUUCACCCUACGGCAACGAGCACGUCUCGGCCGUCUCCACCAGCUCCGUAGCCGAGUUCAGCAACAUGUACCCUGCAGCUUCCACCUCGACCCUGGUCCCCGGCAGCGCCAGCCGUUCCGUCAGCGUGUCCACCGGCGGCUCUGCCGCCACCACCGCAUAUCCGCCCGUCCGUCAAACCUGGGGUCGUAUCCGCAAGUGGUGCCACAAGAACUACCCCGAGAUCUCGGACACGCUCAAUUGGCCCUGCACCAACGACGCGCUCGACGAGCUCGAGAUGACCAUUGGCUACGCACUGCCCACGUGCGUGCGCGAAUCGUACCUCACCUACGACGGACAGGAGCUCGAGUCCAACCAGUCGUGCCAGGACGGGCUCUUCUUCGGCGCCGCGCUGCUCAGCCUCGAACAGGUGGCGCAGGAGUGGAAGUUCUGGCGUGCGGUGGAUGAGGAUCCGGAGACGGCGGCUAAUCCGCAGGUGCGCAACCUCAUGGCGAGUUGCCCGCACAAGUGGGUGCGCGCCGAGUACUCGUGCCGCGGCUGGAUCCCUCUUAUCACGGACCAUGCGGGUAAUUAUAUUGGGGUGGAUCUCAGCCCGCAUCCUGCAGGAGGCGGAUCGGCGGGACAGGUGAUUCUGUUUGGCAGAGACUUUGACACCAAGGUGGUGUGCUGGAAGGGCGAGGGUGCCGGUGGAUGGGGAAGAUUCCUCCAGACGUUUGCGGACGAGCUCGAGACGGGUGAGUUCUGGACGCUCGAGGAAUUGGGAGCUGGCAGCGAAGAUGAAGAGGACAUGAUCGGCUACGAGAGCUACUUCAGUGGUGGUGCGGGUGCUGGACAGGGAGGGGGCGAUCGUGGAGGCGAAGGUUCAGCGAGCUUCCGACUUGCUGGCGAAUACAAGGGCUGGCCUGUUCUGGAAGCAUGGGCGGACCGUUCGGUGCGGUUGUGGGAAUCCGUCGGUCUCGCCCCCGGCAAGCCGGUCGGCAAUCCGCAUCAGCAACCGCAGCCUCAGCCGCAAUCGGUCGUCGACGCACGGUCUCACCGACUAUCGAUGCUCGAGGGCGAAGCGGACAUGCAACCGGCUUUGCGUACUGUCGACGAGAAUGGCGAGGCGAUCGACGCCGAGGGCAGCGGCGUCCAUCGCGCCCCAAUAGCCGUCGGCAAGGAAGAGGAGGGCGAAGUGUCGGUGGAUGGACCCGCCCACCCUCUCGCGGACAGCUCGCUGGCUGGCGAUACGAGCGAGGAGGUGCUCAUUGCUGCUGCGGAUGGUGACGCCUCGACCUCAACGGCAAACGGAAACGGCAGCGUCACCGAUGUCAAUCUCACUCCCACCAACAGCAUGCGUCGCACAUCGGGGAUGCUCUCCCCGCCGCAACCCGAAACCAAGGCAUCGAUGCGCAAGCAAAAGCAACGCGAAGAAGGAUGGGGAUCGCCCAUGCUGGGAUCGACAUCGCCUGUAGUAGGUCAACAGCAGCAGCGUCGACCGACGCGACCCGCGCCCGCUCCCGCGCCCAUGCUCGAUCUGCCCACGCUCGAGGACGUGAAAGCGAUCCAAGCCGCGGCGCUCGCCAACGACGGCAAGUCGCACAGCGUCCAAUUCGACGCGCACGCCCAAGGUCGAAGCUCGUUCAGCAAUCUCGGCUUCCGCGAUCUCGCCGGCAAGCGGGCCGUCCCCAACGGAAACGGCAUCAUCGGCAGCCCCAACGGUCAACCCGAACGGUCGGAGAGCGUCGAACUCGAAACGCGCGCUAGCGCGGAGAAUCGCAGUGCGUACAUUGUCGGUCAGCGCGGGAGAGCGCGCGGGCUGGGGCUGGACGAGGUGGACGUCACGGCUCAGGCGUUGGGCGGGAUGAAUGUGAGCGUGCCAGGCACGCCCAAGUUGAUCGAUGCCAAUUCGGCACCUGGCUCGCCCGCGUUCAGGGGUAGGUUGGGCGAGGCUGAGGUUCCUGCGGCUAUUGCGUGA
Molecule: messenger RNA, 2262 nt
Organism: Kalmanozyma brasiliensis GHG001
Lineage: Eukaryota; Fungi; Basidiomycota; Ustilaginomycetes; Ustilaginales
Product: SMI1/KNR4 like domain protein
Exons: 1
Coding region: 1-2262 (753 amino acids)
Biological process (GO): regulation of fungal-type cell wall biogenesis
Cellular component (GO): mating projection tip
Source: RefSeq, a predicted model, not a curated record